AUGCUGACUGAGGACCAGCGGUUCAUCCACGAAGAUUUGGAGAGACUUGAGCAGGGAAUCAGUGAUCGCGUCUCAGAUGAACCUCGAAAUAUUCGAGACCGGUUAAACCGAGAUCAUCAAAUUUCAGGCUUCCUUAACCGUAUCCAACAACAAUCGGAAAGGCUAUUGGAUAUCUACAAAGAUGUGGAAGGUCUGCGAGCGAAGGAAGUACAGGCUAUAUCGACUGGAGAACCCUUCGAUGAAUUUUACAAACGAUUAGACGAAAUUAAAGAUUUCCAUCGACGAUACCCUAAUGAACCUGUUGAGAACCUUGAGCGAGCAUAUAAGAGACGACACCCCGGUGAAAAUGAGGGAUUCGGAAUGGAAGUGGAGAAUAUGUUCUCCGGAGAAGAAUCGUAUGGCCAGUUUUUCGACCUCACGAAGAUCCAUGAAGACUACCUGAAUUUGCCUGGGGUGAAGAGACUCACAUACCUACAAUACCUUGACCUAUUCGACGUGUUCACGCAGCCCCAACUACCCAUCAAACGGAGCAACAAACUUACCGAUAAGUAUUUCCAGUAUGUCGGAGAUCUUGCCUCGUACUUAGAGAGUUUUAUCAAACGGGUUAAACCUUUGGAACCUCUCGACAAACUUUUCAACGGCUACGACGGAGAGUUCGAAAAGCUAUGGCGAGAAAACAAAGUUCCUGGGUGGGAAGAAGAAACCACAGCAGAAACCACCUCCGGUCCCAAGACUGAAGGAACUGGUGAGGGAAUUUGGUGUCCAGAUUGCGAGAGAGAAUUCAAAAACCAGAAUGUCUACAAGAAUCAUCUCACCGGGAAAAAACACAUUCGCGCUGCGAAGGCCCGUAAAGCCAAUGAGUCCUCCAACUCUUCCACGACCCAUCCAAAUGGUGACACUGGUGGCGUUGUCGCCGCGGGCCGUCGCCUGAAGGAGCGUGCAAUUGCUGAAAGAGAACACCGUGUACGAUCGCUGGCCGCAACUCUAAAAGAAGAAAGACAAGCUACACGGGUUAAUGUGGAACGGAAACAAGGAAUGACAGAGAGAGAGCGGCAGAUGGAGCUUGAUGCUCUCUUUGCAGAGAGUGCAGAACCACCGGAAAUACGGCAUGGGGAUUCAGAUUCUGAUAGUGACAGCGAGGAGAAAAUUUACAAUCCCCUCAAGCUGCCGCUUGCAUGGGACGGCAAACCUAUCCCAUACUGGCUCUACAAGCUGCACGGUUUGGGGGUGGAACUGCCCUGUGAAAUAUGCGGCAACUUCGUCUACAUGGGACGACGUGCAUUUGACAAGCACUUUUCGGAAGCUAGACAUAUCUACGGGCUACGAUGUCUUGGAAUUACACAGCAGACUAGCUUGUUCCGAGAGAUCACCAAGAUCGAGGAAGCGUUGAGACUCUGGGAGAAACUAGAACAGGAUCGGAAAAAGGAGAAGGAGUCCAGAGAAAAUGUGGUACAGAUGGAAGAUGCCGAAGGCAAUGUGAUGCCAGAACGAAUAUAUCUUGAUCUCCAGAAGCAAGGCAUCUUGUAG
Molecule: messenger RNA, 1527 nt
Organism: Paracoccidioides lutzii Pb01
Product: splicing factor 3A subunit 3
Exons: 3
Coding region: 1-1527 (508 amino acids)
Biological process (GO): mRNA splicing, via spliceosome
Cellular component (GO): nucleus; spliceosomal complex
Molecular function (GO): zinc ion binding; RNA binding
Source: RefSeq, a predicted model, not a curated record